Molecule: messenger RNA, 3661 nt
Organism: Cheilinus undulatus (humphead wrasse)
Lineage: Eukaryota; Metazoa; Chordata; Actinopteri; Labriformes; Labridae
Product: claspin-like
Exons: 2
Coding region: 384-3296 (970 amino acids)
Source: RefSeq, a predicted model, not a curated record
UGUUAAUUUAUGGCAGCUGUGGCAUAAACCUUACUUUGGGUGGUGGUCUAAUAAAUUUGUUAAGCACUGUACAUCCUGAAAUGCUAUCAGUACAUGAAACUUUCAAUGAUGGAACCAUACCACCUGUUGUAAACACGACCGACCAGUUUUUUUAAGUCAAGCCUUCUCUUCAGACAUGAAAGAAUCAAGAUUAGAUCAGGCCAUACCAUACAGGAUUUGCAGAGAGUUAGGUCAUAAGCCAUUUGUAGAACAAACAUCCAAAUAUCAUCAUGCUGUCUUUCUGGAGGAGGCUUUCGAUGUACAGUAUAAAAACACAACAUAUGUGGACAAACUCCGAAUCAUAAUUUAAAACAACACAAGCCCAAGAACUGUUUUCAGAGAACAUGAAAGGAAAAUCCCUGAGCGAUGUCAAGAGUUCAAGUUCCUCAGUAUCGGUAUCAACAGCAUCUUCUAGGACAAAUCUCUCAGAAUCUUCAUCAAAACAAAGAGAUGAUUAUUUAGGAUGGAGUCAGGUUGUUUCAACUGAAACACAAUCCUUAUCAAAUGAUUUAAAGGCACUUUCCACUGAAAAAGUAGAAUUUCCAAAGUCAGGUAUUUUUGACAUUAGACAAAAACCAUCUCAAAUCACACUGACCGAGCAAAGUUGCUCAAGUCAGCAACAAUAUCAUUUGCUGUCACCACCCUCACAAAGCAAAAUUUGUGACCCAGCCAAACAAAGCUCAGUAAUCCCCGACUCACUUCAUCCAACCCAUGGAGUCUGCCAAGAUGACCAGAUUGUCCUGCCUGAUGAUUCCACUAAAAAUUCACCAGAGUCUGAGUCCCCUCAGCUUGACCAGUUGCUUUCAGACCUGGAAGAGAUGAAACUUAAGUUUAGACCAGAGUCACUUGACCCCCAUCUAUCAGGAUCCAGCGAUAGGAUCCACGAGGAGGAUCAAAUUUACAAUUUCAGUGACCUGUCAUCUGAAGAUCAUUGUCCACCAGAGGUUAGUGAUGUCUUAAGAGUAAGUACGUCAUCAACUACUCACCUUGCGACAAAUGAAGACCACAAACAGCCUGCACAUAUUCCAAUGUUCAUUCAAGUUGAACCUGAAGUAAUCCCAAGUUUUCAAUCAAGCCACUCCAAAGAUAGAUAUUUAUCCCCUGCUGAGAUGGUUCCAGUUGAAAAAUCCACCGACCUAUGUUUUGAAGGGACUGAACCAUCAAUAAACUUAAGUUUUCCUGAAGACAAUUUCCAGUCCUGGAAAUCUGAAGAGAAUGCUACAGGUACAUUUUCUUCAGCAACCUUACCUGGAGUACCUGCAGAGAGUCAGCCUGAAAUACCUGAAGAACAUCAAACUUAUCUUUGUGAAGAUAACUCCACAUCUGAUACGCUAUCAAGUCAGGAGGUUGAUCCUGCUGAAUCAAGCCUCAACUGUAGGGGUGUGACGGAGGAAGCAUCAAUACAGAGUAUCCAAAUUGACCUGACACAUUUCGGACAGGCUUCUUCUGUUGAAUCUACUCAAAGCGAAAACAUUCAUCCCCAGUCUCUUUCUGAUUUGACUCCAGAAAUGGUUAAACAUGUUAGACAUUUCUGCUUUGAGGAAAUUCUGCCAGUUGCCUCCCAAGAAAACUUUGAGACACCCACAGAUGAGAAAAAAAAGCCUCAAACCUGUGAACUGUUUUCUGAGAAAGCUCUGACUCCAAAUGACCCAGAGUGUUUAGACGCUCAGCCCAUUUCAGUCCAACCCAGAGCAGAGAUGCCUUUAUCUACCACUGAUGAGGGCAGUCACAUCUCACCAGAGUAUGCAGAGACCUCUUCUACCAAUGAUGACUAUACUGACAAAAUUUCCAUGAAAUCUUUACCCAGAGAUUCUGCAAAAAGCCUGUUAGAAACAGCUAAGGAACAGUUGAAUAUACUUGGCAAAGAAAAUUUUUCAUCAGACAUCCUACAAAGUCAAGAAGAAUCAGCUUUGGUAACUAAUGACUCAAGGGGAGCAGCAGAUGAAGUAUCAACCCAAAGUAACCAAGAUGUUCUUGCUCAUUUGGGGAAGGCAGUUUCUGUUGAAUCUACCCAAAGUGAAGAUUUAUCCUCUCAGACUUUUUCUGAUUUGACUCCACAAACUGUUAAACAUGUAAGACAUUUCUGCUUUGAGGAAAUGCUGCCAUCAUCUUCCUCUGGAGAGAGUUCAGAGACACCCCCAGAUGAGGCUCGGCCAAGAAUCAGUAGACAGUUUUCAGAAGAAAGGCUGUCUCCAGUCAAUGCGGACUAUGAGUGUUUGGACUCGCAGACUAUUUCACUUCAAUCAAAAGAAGAAACGACUUCAUCUACCUCUGAUGAUGAGAGUCACAUGUCACCUGCACCUGAGUAUGCAGAGACCAGUCCUACCCGAAAUAACGACACUGACAAAUUUUCUGCCCUAUCUUUACCCAGAGAAUCUAUGAAGGCUCAGUGUAAAACAUCAGAGGAUCAUCUACCUUACCUUUAUCAUGAAGAUACUAAAACUGACAUUCAGCAAAGUCCAAGAGCUGAAUCUGCUUCAUUAACUGAUGACUCCAGGCCUGAGAAGGCAACCUUUGUUGAAUCUACACAAAGUGAAAAGAUUUCUUCCCAGUCUCUUUCAGAUUUGACUCCAGACACAGUUGAAAAUGUCAGGCAUUUCUGUUUUGAGGAACUGUUACCAUUCUCCUCCCAAGGACAUUUGGAGACACCCCCAGAUGAGUUAAGGUCACAGACUAGUGGACGGCUUUCAGAAGACUCUCCCAGUCCAGUUCACUUUGAGUGCUUCAUCAUUGAGCCCAUGUCAAACCGACCUGACGCAGUGAUGGCAUUCUCUACCAUUGAUGAGGGGAGUAACAGCUCACUUGAGAAUGCUGAGUCCACUUCAACCACAGAAAACUACACUGACAAGCCUCCAGAGUAUUCAGAAGUUGUACAUAAAGGCACACACAGCCCAACUUUUGAAUACUCUGACCCUGAGCCGUUCUUUGACUGCAGACAAGCAGCCUCAGACUUUUCAGAGCCUGAUGAACCAGAUGCAAAUAUCUGGUUAAAGGCAGAUCAGUCCCAGAGACAUCUCCGCCAUUCUUUUCCAGAAAAGUUGAAUCGAAGAGUCCUUUUGUCCUCUGGAAGUGAGGAUUAUGAGGAUGCCCCUUUCCUCCCUGAACCACCUCAUAAUGUAGAUGAAGAGAGCAAAGAAUUACUGUGCUAUUCAGAGGAAUCAGAUGAAGAAUUCAGCCUAUGUGAGACUGCUCAACCGCCUCCUGUUGCUAAAAUUGGCACAUUUGAUGCUGAUACAUGUCUGACAAGGGUAAGAUGAAAUUUGGUAAACCACCCCAACCUGCAAGCUUUUCCCAGAACUAAGCUUAACCAAGUACUGCUUCAGAAAAGAAUGACUGCUAACCCUGCAGCUACAUGGAUGGGAUCUAGAACCCUCCUAACCCUUAUUUUGUUUGUUGUUUCAGAUUUAACCAGUCCUUGCUCAGCAUGUCACCAAGUUUUCUCUUGCCAACUGUAUCACUCUAACAAACAACAAAAGCUCAGUGUUUUUCCAAUGUUUUAGUUCCUUAGUUUAAAACAAGCAUGGUUUGAUUUUCUCCAAGUCACAGACUGCCAUGUUGUACUCUCCAUUGUAAGAUGAUCACAGUAACUAAAAAUCUAAAUCAGUGGAAAGUGCACCAUACC